AUGUCGAAUAUCAUACCGUUUACAGAACGUCCACAUGAUUUAACCACAAAUAUUGAUGCUGAAACUCCCGAAGGAAUUGUACAAUCGUUACACAAAUGUAACUUAGAAGUGUUCGAUGGUUAUCAAGAGUACAAGACUGAAAAUAGUGCCAUUAUUAUUAGUGGCUGUGGAACAUCUGGACGAAUUGGAUUUUUAGCUACGGCUACAUUCAAUCAAUUAUGCGAAAAACAAACUAAAUCACCAAAAUAUAAAUACAUAAUUGCUGGUGGUAAUCGUGCAUUAGUGUCAUCUGUAGAAGCCACUGAAGAUAGUCCAAACGAGGGUGUUCGUACAUUGACACAAAUAGCUGAUUCGUAUGAUAAAGUACUUUUUAUUGGUAUCACAUGCGGUUUAGCGGCUCCAUUUGUCGCUGGACAAUUAGAUUAUUGUAUGAAAAUGAAAGAAAAAUUCACACCAGUUCUUAUUGGUUUCAAUCAUGUAGAAAUGGCAAGAAAAAUUCGUGUCACCGAGUGGGAAAAAACGUUUUAUGACGUGGCUAUAGAAUUACAAGAAGCUGAAACACGCUCUGAAGAACCAAUAGCUGGUUCAUCAAGAAUGAAAAGUGGCACAGCAACGAAGAUUAUAUUAGAUAUUGCAUUUAUAACGGCACAUGCUUCACUUGAAAAUCGUCACUUAAAACCGUCAAAGUUAAUCGCAGAUCUAAGAAAUGUAGUUAACAAAAUGCAUGAAAAUUCAACAAACUUGGCUAAUACUGUUCGACGUGCUGGAGAAAGUUAUUCGAAAGACAGUUAUUUCAAAGACAAUUUAAAUCCAGAGGACAAUACGAAUGAAAAUGUUCAAUUGAUUGAUUUCAAGUUGAAUACAAUAGUUGAAAACGUCAGUGUAUUGGAUAAGACAAUUCAAAAAUGUUUUGCGGAAACGAUAUUAAAAUUAGCAUUGAACACAAUAUCAACGGGAGCAUAUAUAUUGAAGGGAAAAGUAUAUCAAAAUAUUAUGAUUGAUCUCAAAGUUAGUAAUAUCAAAUUGUUUUACAGAGCAGUUGAGAUUAUUAAAAAUUUAGCUCAAGUUGAUACGUCGACAGCAACUAAAUGUUUAAUUAGUUCAAUACACGGACUUGACGAUUUAAACAAAGAUGAAUGGUUAAAUAAGCCAGUUGUACCCAUUGCAUUACUAAUGGCAUUGACGAGUCGAACCUAUUCAGAUGCAAAACAAGAAAUAGAUAAAUGUCCGAAAAUUAGAAAUAUUUGUGUCAAAAAAUAA
This is a messenger RNA of Didymodactylos carnosus, 1260 nucleotides long. The record is from the annotation of a GenBank genome assembly. Lineage: Eukaryota; Metazoa; Rotifera; Eurotatoria; Philodinida; Philodinidae.